AUUUAUUUAUUUAUUAUUUCUUUAUUUCUUUAUUUAUUUUUGAGACAGAGUCUCACUCUGUCGCAGGCUGGAGUGCCGUGAUGCCAUCUCAGCUCACUGCAACCUCCGUCUCUCGGGUUCAAGUGAUUCUCCUGCCUCAGCCUUACAAGUAGCUGGGACUACAGACGCGCGCUACCACACCGAGCUAAUUUUUGUAUUUUUAGUAGAGAUGGGGUUUCACCAUGUUGGCCAGGCUGGUCUCGAACUCCAGACCUCAGGUAAUCCGCCCUCCUUGGCCUCCCAAAGUGCUGGUUACAGGCAUGAGCCACUGCGCCCGGCUAGAUGUACUAUUACUUAUAAAUCCCUGACUGAUGGACAUUUAGGUUGUUCCUCAUUUUUUUGCUAAUGUAAAAUAAUACUGCAAACUGGUAACUUCAAUUAUACUGGUAAUAUUCUUGUUCUGAGUUCAGGUGGUAAGUUCAUGGAUGUUCAUUUUAUUAUGCCUCAUAGUUUAAUAAAAUGAACAUAUGUAUAAUAUACAUAUAGCAUAUUCCUUGCACAUAACGAAAUUAGUUAAUAAAAAAAAUUGCUGCAAUAAAAAUUCUUGUGCACACAUUGCUGAGCAUUUUUCUUAAAAUAAAUUCCCAGAAGUGGAAUUGCUGGAUCAAAGAGAAUACAUAUUUAAAAUUCUGAUACUUACGGUCAGAAUGCCUUCUAGAAAGUUAUACUAAUUUUAUAAUCCCCACAACAAGGUAUGGUUAAUACUGGCAUUACUAAAUCUCAACAAUCUUUGCUGCUAUGACAUGUGAAAAUUCAAAUUAUUACUAGGCAAAAAGAAUUUUUAAAAUAAUUCUUCAAAGCAAAACUGCUUACCUUUUUAACCCACACUACGAUGGGGCCAGAUUCGUCUUAAUAAACAAUUCUGAUCAUGUCACCUACCUACCCCAUAACUUUCAAUGACUUUUAACCUCAUGGUUAAAGUAAGAGCUCUGGAAUCAAACUGCCUGGGUAUGACAAAUCGCCAUUUUUUUUUUUUUAAAGUUCAGACCCUCAUCAAAAAUACGAACAUCAACAAACAAGUAUCAUUGAUUAGUUUGUCCAACUUAGGAAAAAAAAAAUGAUACCAUUACAUAAGAUUUCAAAGUGUUAACUUGGGUUGAAUUAAGUUUAUCAGAAAGGUACCCUGGCUGGGUGCAGUAGUGCACCUGUAGUCCCAGCUACUUGAGAGGCUGUGGUGGGAGGAUUGCUCGAGUCCAGGAGUUGGAAUCCAGCGCAGGCAACAUAGCGAGGUCCCAUCUUUAAAGGAAACUGCAUACUGACAUUUUCUUCAGUUCACUUUCUAAUAAUUGUCAGAUCAAAAGUGAAAGCAACGCUGUAUCUUCAUGCUGAAAAAUGAUUGCUGUUCCUACUUGGCGAAAAUGUUACUCAGUGACUAAAUAACUUUUGUGAUGUACAACAAUCUCCCAUUGAUGUAAAUAAAACAUCUAAAAUAACCAAAUAACCAGGGUUAGAACCGUUCCAAGACUAUUUAUAUAGAACAAGGACUUGCAAUAAAAACAAAACAAAAAUAAAAACGACCUACACAAUGAAAGCCAGAUAUUAUACAUUAAAAAUGUAGUAGAAGUAUUUUUUGGUGAGCAGCAAGGCAUAUUCAAUCAAUAUUUAGGCAUAAAAUGUGCCAUUCCAAGCAUGGACCAUGAUCUAGUUUCUUGCAGUAGCAGCCAAUUGGACUAACACAAUGCUACUUCUUUUACUGUUCAAUCAAAUUCCUCCACUGCCUUAGGGAAUCAACUACCCCAUUUUACCGUCAGAGAUAAGCUUUGUUUUCGUAGCACAGAACAUUCAUUCCAAUUAUAAUGUCCUACCUUUUCUUCCUCAUGGAGGAAAUUUGAUAAAAAAUUUUAACCUUCAAUAAAUAAUUCAUAAAGUUCAAACAAGUUUCAUGAUCGCUAACAUUCAAAUCCAUUUCCAAAACUGGAGUUAUACAAUAUUACUUCUGUGCAUGAGAUUAUACUUACUGUUCACUAGAUUUAUGAAUAACUUCUGGAGGAUGAUACAUGUUUUAAAAGCCGUAUUAACAUAUGAGUUGACAAACAUUAAAUUUUGUUCCCUUAGAAAUUGACAGAGAAGUCAGAAUGGGGAUAAAUCAAGUCAUCUGAGAGGCAUUCAUUGAGCUACAAGCUAUUUCAGGUUAUAAAAAACACUGUUCCCUUAAUUGUCGUUCCUUGAUUUGCUGUAUUUAUAUACACACUCCUACUCCAUAAAGACCUCUCCAUCUCUCCCACCUCUUCCAACUACGAACAGUAACCUAAAAUCACACUGAACUAGACGUAAGAGACUCCCAGGAUUUCUCUAAGGUAUACCCAGGAUCAAGGCCCUCUGGGAUCCAAAGAACUGUAGCUCUUUUACUGCAAUUUUCCUUCAGAACCACCUUUCCCGUUCCUUCCCUCCUGGACACCGCCGACUCGCGUGUUGGGGGUGGGGUGGGAGACAGGUCGCCAGAAAGACAGGCUCUACCCAGCCAGACCUGCACCUCCGAGGCCGAAAAGCCUGGGGCUCUUCCUGCAGCACCGGGCGCGGCCAACCCUCGCUUCCCCAGGGCAGGGCUCAGCUCGGGUCAAUGCAACCAGCCAAGUCAGGCCCGGAGCGGGCCGGCUCUGCCCGCCAGUCCAAACCUCUGGACCCUCGCCAGCGGGGAUGGGCGUGGGCCCCGGCGGCCACCGCCCCGCCAACUCGAGCACUGGAGGAACGCACCCGCUACGCCAGCCCCGGACCUACCUGGAGGGGAGAGCAGAGCUCCUGGACAGCGGCCACGGGCCUGAGGGCGGACGCUGAGGCGGCCAGAGUCCGUCCCAGCAACCCCAAGUAUCCCUGGUGGGGCAGAGCGGGGAGACGAACGAGGGGGCUGCCGCGGGCCAGCGCGGCCCGUCCCGGGGGUCGCGAGGACCUGGCUCUCCCCUUAACACCAGGCCACCGCCGCCGCCGCCAUUUUGCCUUCCACUCAGUGUCGCCGCCGCCGCACUCCGCUGCAGGUUUCCCGGAUGUGGGCAUUUCCCGGCGUCGCUUGCGCGGGGGCCGAGGACUGGGGGCUUUUGCCAGCCCGGCUGCUGCGAGGGAGCGCGCAGCCUGCGGCCUCCGGGCUUCGUUGCGUCGCCCGCAGCUCUGAUCGUUCGUGAGCGUCGCCCCACGUCGCUCCCGCCUGCCCCUGCCCAUAAGACUCGCCCGCGCCCGUGGGUUAAGGCUGUCUCCCGCCCAGCCUACUUGGUUGAUUCAGUCCUUUUUCCCAUUGAUCUAUUUCUCUGGACCGAGUAGGGAUGUGCAUUUCACGGAGCUACGUUCUCAGAAGGGAACAACUGUGAGUUGCUCUGGGAAACCUCCCUGUGGACCUCAGAAUUCGAGAUUUUUGGCGCUUUGAAAUAAAAUUUUAUUCUUGCUUAGCGUUCUUUCCCCGAACAAGCCGGUGAGCUUCCAGCAUCUGUAUUUUCUGAAUCCGGCAGAUAAGAAAUGCUUGAGCCAGGACCGAUUGAUUAGCAGCGGUUUAGAGAUCUUAUCUGUCAACCGCAUCCAUAGAAGGAGGUCGUUAUUGCCAUAAUUGGAAUAACGGUGACGGUGUGACAAGAGGUUUUACUUCUGGUUAAGCUGAAUGUAAAGUGUGGGAUGGGAUCGUUGGGUUUGAUGUAUAAGGUACCGUCCACCCUUUGUGAAGAUCGCCUUUGGCAGUUUUUCCUCUAGGAAAUAUACAGUUGGUGUUUUCAAGUACCUUUCGUAAUGUUUCUACUACAGAGUAUAAAAAAAUUAAAGACAUCUUUUUCUGACGUUAAA
Gorilla gorilla gorilla (western lowland gorilla) is the source of this 3801-nucleotide messenger RNA. RefSeq lists its product as uncharacterized. Bases 2600 to 3145 code for a protein of 181 amino acids. The transcript has a single exon. The record is from RefSeq and is a predicted model, not a curated record. Lineage: Eukaryota; Metazoa; Chordata; Mammalia; Primates; Hominidae.